This is a messenger RNA of Dentiscutata erythropus, 393 nucleotides long. The record is from the annotation of a GenBank genome assembly. Lineage: Eukaryota; Fungi; Glomeromycota; Glomeromycetes; Diversisporales; Gigasporaceae.
AUGUGGGAUACUCAGCUAAUUAAAAAUACCUUUAAAUGUUGUGGCAUCUCAGUUGCAACUAAUGGAUCAGAAGAUGAUUUAAUUUUCAAUUAUGAUCAUGCUGAAAAUAACAAUAAGAUCAAUAACAAUAAUGAAGUCAAUGAAUACAUUUUUAAUAAUAAAAACUUGCCUCCCACCCCAACAAGAUCUUCAAAAAAACUUCUCACCCAAACAAAGCUUCCAAAACCUUCUAUCCCAACUAUGCCUCUUAUCCCAAGAACACUUUCUUCUGCAAGAUUUCUUGUACCAACAAAACCUUCCACUUCAACAAGAUUUUUCAUCAAAUCAACACUUUUUACCCCAACAAAAUCUUUUGCUUCAGCAAAGCUUCUUAUCUUAACCACUACAAGAUGA